Rhopilema esculentum is the source of this 5058-nucleotide messenger RNA. RefSeq lists its product as uncharacterized. Gene Ontology annotation, cellular component: extracellular region. The record is from RefSeq and is a predicted model, not a curated record. NCBI's taxonomy places the organism in Eukaryota, Metazoa, Cnidaria, Scyphozoa, Rhizostomeae, Rhizostomatidae.
CUGUAUUUCCUAGUUCCGACUUUUAAUUGGCAUUGGACCUCGUUGCAUCAAAAAUAAUGCAAGAAGGCAGUUCAGAGAAUAUGGUUAUUUCGUAAAUCGGCGAGAAAAGAAAACUCAGAGCUAUAAAGUUCUGAAUAUAACACUGCAAUAACGUUUCAAUCAACAAAAGGAUUAAGCAUGGUAAUCCAGAAACUGCUUGUCAUUCUAUGGUCAUCCAUAUUGGCAACAGCAACAAAAGAUAAUAUAAUCUGUCCAGAUGGUAAAUCCAUGUGUGGUGAUUCUGAAACCUGUUGCCAAAUGAAAUCAGGGGAUUAUGGCUGUUGCCCACUUCCAAAUGCAGUGUGCUGUACAGAUAAUGUUCAUUGUUGUCCCUCUGGGUAUACUUGCAAUUUAGAAACAGUGUCUUGUGACAGGCAAGGUCAUAAAAUGCCACUUUUUGACCAAAUAUCUGCCAAGCCAGUAUCACAUCAAAUCAAUAAAGGCAAUCUUGUUCAAGUUUUGGGUUUGAGUAGAGUUAUGUGUCCUGAUCACUCUUCAUAUUGCCAAGAUGGCAACACCUGCUGUAAGACAGAGACUGGCACAUACGCAUGUUGUCCAUUGCCUUCUGCAGUUUGUUGCCCUGAUCACAUUCAUUGCUGUCCAAAUGGAUAUUCAUGUUCAGAAGGAUUUUGUCAAAAGGGAAAUAAUUUUGUUCUAAUGAAGAGAAAGAUUAAUGCCAUUAAGGCUUUUAAAGAAAAGACUGAGUCUUGUGAUCAUGGCCAUGGACAUUGUCAGCCGGAUGAAACUUGCUGUCCAAUGAAAGAAGGAGAGUUUGGUUGUUGCCCAAUGACGGAUGCUGUCUGCUGUUCUGACAAGGAACAUUGUUGUCCCCAUGGUUUUAAAUGUAAUGAUUUUGAAUCGAGGUGCACUGCAAAUGGAAUUUCCAUUCCAUAUCUACCAAAGAUUAAACCAAAGAAAACAUCCACCAUCAUCAAACUUCACAGCUUGACAGAACUCAGUUUAAAUGAAGGAAAUACAGUUUUCUGUCCUGAUCAUAUCACACAGUGCCCUGAAAAUUUCAGUUGUUGCAAAGACAUUUUUGGAUUGUGGGAGUGCUGUCCUUUUCCAAAUGCUACAUGUUGCAAUGACCACAGGCACUGCUGCCCAUAUGGCACAGUAUGUCAUAUAUUAAAUAUGACUUGCAUUAAGAAAGAUUCUGGUUUAUCUAUACCCUGGGUAUCUAAACAAAGGGCUAAAAGAACAGUUCCAUACACAACCACAUGCCCAGAUAUGACCACAUGCCCUACUGGUUACACUUGCUGCCUACUCUCAACAGGAAUGUAUGGUUGUUGCCCAUAUCAAAAUGCAGUUUGCUGUUCAGACAAAAGUCAUUGCUGCCCCCAAGGUACAACAUGUGACAUUGCUCAUGGUGUGUGCUUGCAAGAAACCAUGGCUAGUCUUCAACUGACAUUAAAUAAAUUUCUAAUUGAUACGAAACCUGACAGUCAUAAAAUUUGUCCAGAUCACAAGUCAUUUUGUCAUGCUGGAAGCACUUGCUGUCAACUUUCUGGUGGGACUUAUGGUUGCUGCCCAUACAAAGAUGCUGUUUGUUGUGAGGAUAAAGAACAUUGCUGCCCACAUGGAAUGACUUGUGAUACACAAAGAGGAAGGUGUCUUAAAAAAUACGUGGUCGCCCUAAUGAAGAGGAAAUUACCUAGUUUCAGCAAAAGUUUGCCAUCCAAAGUUUCUUGUAAAGAUGGCUCCUCAUGUCCAUCUGGAUAUACUUGCUGCAAACUGUCCGCUGGUGGUUAUGGUUGCUGUCCAUAUAAAGAAGCAGUUUGUUGCAGCGAUGGGAAACAUUGCUGUCCACACGGAACAACUUGCAAUCUUGCUGGAGGCACAUGUGAUGGUGGAAUGAAGUCAAUGGCAAUUUCCGAGAUUGCAAAAAGCGUGAAAGAUGUAAGUUGUCCUGAUGGAAGCUCAUGUCCAUCUGGAUAUACUUGCUGCAAACUGUCCACUGGUGGUUAUGGUUGCUGUCCAUAUGAAGAAGCAGUUUGUUGUAGCGAUGGGAAACAUUGCUGUCCACACGGAACAACUUGCAAUGUUGCUGGAGGCACAUGUGAUGGUGGAAUGAAGUCAAUGGCAAUUUCAGAAAUUACAAAGAGCGUGAAAGAUGUAAGUUGUCCUGAUGGAAGCUCAUGUCCAUCUGGAUAUACUUGCUGCAAACUGUCCGCUGGUGGUUAUGGUUGCUGUCCAUAUGAAGAAGCAGUUUGUUGUAGCGAUGGGAAACAUUGCUGUCCACACGGAACAACUUGCAAUGUUGCUGGAGGCACAUGUGAUGGUGGAAUGAAGUCAAUGGCAAUUUCAGAAAUUAGAAAGAGCGUGAAAGAUGUAAGUUGUCCUGAUGGAAGCUCAUGUCCAUCUGGAUAUACUUGCUGCAAACUGUCCGCUGGUGGUUAUGGUUGCUGUCCAUAUGAAGAAGCAGUUUGUUGUAGCGAUGGGAAACAUUGCUGUCCACACGGAACAACUUGCAAUGUUGCUGGAGGCACAUGUGAUGGUGGAAUGAAGUCAAUGGCAAUUUCAGAAAUUACAAAGAGCGUGAAAGAUGUAAGUUGUCCUGAUGGAAGCUCAUGUCCAUCUGGAUAUACUUGCUGCAAACUGUCCGCUGGUGGUUAUGGUUGCUGUCCAUAUAAAGAAGCAGUUUGUUGUAGCGAUGGGAAACAUUGCUGUCCACACGGAACAACUUGCAAUGUUGCUGGAGGCACAUGUGAUGGUGGAAUGAAGUCAAUGGCAAUUUCCGAGAUUGCAAAGAGCGUUAAAGAUGUAAGUUGUCCUGAUGGAAGCUCAUGUCCAUCUGGAUAUACUUGCUGCAAACUGUCCGCUGGUGGUUAUGGUUGCUGUCCAUAUGAAGAAGCAGUUUGUUGUAGCGAUGGGAAACAUUGCUGUCCACACGGAACAACUUGCAAUGUUGCUGGAGGCACAUGUGAUGGUGGAAUGAAGUCAAUGGCAAUUUCAGAAAUUACAAAGAGCGUGAAAGAUGUAAGUUGUCCUGAUGGAAGCUCAUGUCCAUCUGGAUAUACUUGCUGCAAACUGUCCGCUGGUGGUUAUGGUUGCUGUCCAUAUGAAGAAGCAGUUUGUUGUAGCGAUGGGAAACAUUGCUGUCCACACGGAACAACUUGCAAUGUUGCUGGAGGCACAUGUGAUGGGGGAAUGAAGUCUAUGGCAGUUUCAACAGUUUUCAAAAGUGUUAAAAUUUCCUUUCCCCUCUCUUCAGGUUAUGGGGAUGUUGUUUGCCCUGACGGUCUUAGCUCUUGCCCUGAUGGAUAUACAUGCUGUAAAUUGAGUUCAGGUGAAUAUGGAUGUUGCCCUUUCUUAUCAGCCGUCUGUUGUAGUGAUGGUCAACAUUGCUGUCCGAAGGGUACGAGAUGUGAUCUUUCAACACAGACUUGUAUUGGUAAAAGUCUAUUCGUAAGGAUGAAGAAAAAGGUGACUGCUGUUAAGACAGAGAACAUUGUCCUUAUGAGAUGCCCUGAUGAAUUAAGCUCCUGUCCUCGAGGCUUUUCUUGCUGUAAACUUUCAAGUGGUGACUAUGGGUGUUGUCCAUAUCGGAAUGCAGUGUGUUGCCAAGACAAAGAACAUUGCUGUCCUCUUGGAAUGUCAUGUGAUUUGAAAUCUGGACACUGUAUUGCUCGCAAUGAUAUUGUUUCUUUGCAAAAAAAUGUUGCUGCUGCAAGUGUUCGUAGUGUUGUAUGUCCGGACGGGAAACAUCAAUGUCCGGACGUAUAUACCUGCUGUGUUGUAGGGGACGAUAAAUAUGGUUGUUGCCCGUACCAACAUGCGGUUUGUUGUUCUGACAAAAAGCAUUGCUGCCCAAGUGGAUUCACAUGUGGUGCGCAAGGUUACUGCACCAGGGGACCAGUCACAAUAAAGGCUCAUGCUCAUUCACCUUUGUCUCGGCAUGAAAGUCUUGAAUCGGUCAAUGACGAUGACAUCAUGUGCCCAGAUAACGAAACAAUCUGUUUGGAAGGGACCAGCUGCUGCCUAACGCAGGAUAAGAAAACCUUCAGUUGCUGUCCAAUUGAAAAGGCAGUUUGCUGCGAUGACCAUAUUCAUUGUUGCCCAAGCGGCUGGCAUUGUGACAUCGAGCAAGGAACUUGCCGAAAAGGGAGUAAGGGCUUUACGAAUAGCCCAUUGCUGAAGAAAAUCCCUGGAAGGAAGAUAAAACGUCAAUCGACGAAAGAUACAAACACACAUUACAUCAAAUUCCCUUAGAUACAGCUUAUAUUGUAGCGCUUCCUCAAGUAGGUAUGCGCGAAAAAAGACUUUUAUGACAACCUAGAAUUAAUAGUUAAGUAAUUUUGAUUUGAUAUAAAUUUGUAGCAGUCCGUUAAGCAAACAAUGUUUAAUGUUACAGUAUUAGGAUGGUAUAAUCUGUGCCUUACCAGAAGCUAAAUGAUCAGCGAAUUAACCAUUGUACUCUUCGUUUUUCACCCUCUUAUUUUUGAAGGUUAAAACUGUCCACUUGGUAGUAAAUUAAUCAAUCAAUCUGUGAUCCUAUUUAGGCCCAAAACUGAGUUUUCAGUCUCUUAAACCUUAUAGUCUCUUACAUUACAGUGCAAGAUCCAAAUAGCGUAUUCCAAUGGAUAAGAAUGAGUAAGGUUAUCUCGUGUAUUCAAAAAGCAUCGAUUCUUUUUCCUUUUUUCAAUGUUACAUUGUUUUAAUUCAAAUAAAGCAAUAUUUUUCUUCGGACUUUUCACCCCGUUAUUAUUCCUUCGAUUAGGUGCCUAUUACUAAAUCUCAUGUUAAGCCUUAGGAAAUGGCCUUUGCAGUAACCAGCAGCCAGUAUUCUAAAGUAUCAGAAUUUUUCACCUAGAACAUAAGUUGGUUAAUAUUUUGUGAUAAUGUUGUGGACUGCCGUUGUACUAUUUUUUUUGGAACCUGUUAAGAAAAAGAAUUUAAUUCUGAUAGAUCUUGAUAUAUGCAUUUUUUAAAUUGUUUUUUAUGCUUGGAAUAUGUCGAAUUGUGUCUGAUCAUAAACGUAGCUGUUUACCUGCCGAAAUUAAAGGUUUAUAAAAAAUA